CUCAUACAGCGGCGCUUCACACGGAUGUCGCGCUUAUUCUUCUACAGGCGUAUGAAGGAUGUCAUUAAUCGUCUCCCGGGACAUUACAAAAGAAGAUAUUUGGAAAAUCAGGAUAACUUAGCAAAUGAAAAGUUUCUCGCCACAUCUUUAAUUGCGAAAGAGGAAACUGGAGCUGUAUUUCCUAAUACAUAUUUUGACUCACGACUCAAUGUCGUCUACCCUCCUGAGUCUCAAAAGUGCUUGUGGGGUGGGGAGGGAAUUAUUGGGGGCUACUGGGAGAAGAAGAACCAGAGACCCAGGUUUCCAAAAACAUGGUCUCCUGUUCUUAUGGAACAGUUGUUCCAUAGUGAGAUCUUAAACCGUUGGAUGGUUAUAAUUGUGUCGGAAACUGCACUAAAGCAGAUUGAAGAGUCUGGCGGUUUUGAUUUUUACAUACUUUCGACUCCGGAAUCAAAGCUUAAGAGUAGACUUGGGAUGCACCUUAAGAGGGACAUGCUAAUUACCCUUGCAAAAGCAGAAGAGAAUGGGAAUAUUCCAAGCAGUCUGCAGAAGUUUUCAAGAUUUAUAAUACCUCUUGAAGAAGCCGAAUGGAUUGGUCUUACACUAGAAGAAGCUGUUAAAAAACAGAUGAAAAUAGAACAUGAAAUAGCCAGAAGCCAAGUAAAACCACUGAAGCUUGUUUUGGCAGAAAACUUGAUUGAUAAAUUGAUCAACUCUGUUGAAAAAGAAAAAGGUUAGAUGCAUUUCAAUAUCACAUGUAUAUAUUCAAUUGAUUUUUGAAUUCGGUGGACUUUGGUAGAAACAUCACUAAUAUUGUUCUUCUGUUUAAACACUCUUUAGUUUAAAUAUUAGUUAUGAGAGAGAUUUAUUCUCAUAAAAGUGUAUGGAAGCAGUUUAAAGUGAAUGGAUGUAUAAUAACAAUAAUCUUUGCUUCAUUCGCAAUCAUAUUUUUGUUUUUUUAGUACAGAGUUUACAGCAUAUGAUAUUGCAAAAUUUAUUCUUUGUACAACUUUUUGUAUCUAUUCUAAAAUAAGUCAUAGUUAUUAGUGAAAUUGAAAUAAGAUAUGGGAUGAUAGUGGAGUUAGGAAAAUUAUACAUUCUUGAAAACCUUGUUGAUGAGAAUUAGUCUAAUACAGUUGUCUACAAGUGUGAUUGGAGAAGAACAAACUAUGGCUGAAUUUUAGCAUUUGGUUAUCUUUGUGUUUGUUUCUUUUUUUCCAUUUC
This is a messenger RNA of Trichobilharzia szidati, 1224 nucleotides long. NCBI's taxonomy places the organism in Eukaryota, Metazoa, Platyhelminthes, Trematoda, Strigeidida, Schistosomatidae. The record is from the annotation of a GenBank genome assembly.